Molecule: messenger RNA, 1272 nt
Organism: Zasmidium cellare ATCC 36951
Lineage: Eukaryota; Fungi; Ascomycota; Dothideomycetes; Mycosphaerellales; Mycosphaerellaceae
Exons: 1
Coding region: 1-1272 (423 amino acids)
Molecular function (GO): FAD binding
Source: RefSeq, a predicted model, not a curated record
AUGGCUCUCAAGAUCGCGAUAAUAGGCGCCGGUCCAGCAGGCUGCAUGCUCGCCCGCCUCCUCACCAACUCCCCCGACAACCACAACAUCUCCGUCACAAUCUUCGAAGGCGAAGCAAGCCUCAACUUCCGCUCACAAGGAGGUUCCCUCGACCUGCACGACAAGACCGGCCAAGCAGCUCUCAAGAAGGCGGGCCUCUUCGACGAAUUCCUCAAACACGCCCGCUACGACGGCGAGGCGCUGAAGCUCUGCGAUAAGAACCUCCUCUGCUAUGUCAAACAAUCCGGAGGCAACACAUCGAGACAGAAACUUACAACUGGCCGUCCUGAAAUCGACAGACCCAAACUCCGCGAACUCCUCUUCAACAGCCUCCCCAAAGGAACCGUCGAGUGGAGCAAAAAACUCACCCACAUCGACCGCGACACCCUCACCCUCCACUUCGCAGACGGCACCUCCCAAUCCUCCUUCGACCUGAUCGUAGGAGCCGACGGCGCCUGGUCCAAAGUCCGCCCCCUCCUAACGCCCGACAAACCCUUCUACAGCGGCAUAGCAGGCCACACCGCCAACAUCCCCAACGCCCUGGAACGCUACCCGGACCUCCACAGCCUCAUCAACCGCGGCAGCGUCUUCGCCUUCAGCGACGGCAAAUCCCUCGCCGGCCAACAACAAGGCGACGGCAGCCUCAACAUCUCCACCUGGUCCGUCCACGCCCCCGACUGGCAAUCCACCUACGACGUCCACGACGGCGCGCAGGUCAAAGCCGCCGCGAGGAGAGCCUACGCAACCUGGGACCCUCGCCUCCUCGCCCUGAUCGAAGCCGCAGAGGACUCCUCCUUCAUCCCGCGAGAUCUCUACAUGCUCCCGGUGGGCAACUGCUUCUCGCAUGUCAAAGGCCUCACCCUCAUCGGCGACGCCGCGCACCUCAUGACGCCCUUCGCGGGCGAAGGCGUCAACCUCGCCUUCGAAGACAGCAUGCGUCUCUCCGAAGCCAUCAUCCGCGCCUCUUCCUCUUCCCCAUCCCCCACAACAGAGAAGAACCACCUCGACGAGCAAAUCCUCACCUUCGAACGAGACAUGUUCACCCGCGCCAAAGCCACCCAAGAAAUGACGUACAAAAUGCUAAGCUUGAUGUUCCUGACGGAGAAUGCGCCGAGGAGUUCGAUUGAGAGGUAUAUCAUCACGGCGGUGGAGGGGGAGUUGGGGCCGAUGUUGACGGUGUUGGUGACGCCGUUGGUGUAUGUGUGGUUUUUUGUGUUUAAAUUGAUUUAUUGA